GACAAAAAAGUGUUUUUGUGUUUCGUUUGUCAAUACAAUUAGCGAUUGAAGUGAUUGUGAAUCAAAACAAUGUCUAAAUCGGACACAAAUGGCACUCAAGUCGAGUGGACGCCAGAAAAUGAGAUCAAAUUGUUUUACGCCAUGAGAGGACACAAACCCGUCGGUGUGGCGAAGAACUUUCACAUGAUUUGCAUUUUGGAUGAAUUCGUGAAACUGACGGACAAAGAGAUCACUUCGAAGAUCAUAUGGAACCGCUUGGAGACGAUGUACGACAUGGAGACUCUGCACGACAACGAAGACAUGCCAUUCCCUAACGUCAGCACUCCUUUCAAUAUUGAAGACAAUCCAGAAUUCAGUGAAUUAUUUGCCAAAAAGAGUGCAAACAAUUGCAAGACAUCUGAGAAAGAGAGCGAACCCAAGGAAGAGAUGGAGACGAGUGUGAGUACGAGUACACCCAAAACGGCCACAAAAGGCAAAACUCAUGACUUGAAUAAAAGCAAUUCAAAAGUCAAGUCCGAAAACGAGAAGAAUUCAAAGUCUGACCGAAAGGAAGAGUCGACCAAACAGUCAGAGAAAAGCGACGAAAGCGAAGACAAAACAAUUGUUCGCUCGAAGAAACACAUCUCAAAACAGACCACAGAAUUGAGAUCUUCGGCCCAUUCGACGCCUUCGAGCGCCAAAAAGCGUAAAUAAUUUUAAUUCAUUUAAUUUAAAAAUAAAUAAUUAUUUUAUUAAACAAAACAGAAAAC
Messenger RNA from Medioppia subpectinata, 749 nucleotides. The record is from the annotation of a GenBank genome assembly. Lineage: Eukaryota; Metazoa; Arthropoda; Arachnida; Sarcoptiformes; Oppiidae.